Molecule: messenger RNA, 2171 nt
Organism: Eptesicus fuscus (big brown bat)
Lineage: Eukaryota; Metazoa; Chordata; Mammalia; Chiroptera; Vespertilionidae
Gene: PPM1N
Product: protein phosphatase, Mg2+/Mn2+ dependent 1N (putative)
Biological process (GO): protein dephosphorylation
Molecular function (GO): manganese ion binding; magnesium ion binding; protein serine/threonine phosphatase activity
Source: RefSeq, a predicted model, not a curated record
AUGGGGGCCCUUGCCCGCCUGCUGGAGAGUCUGCUCUGGCCAGCGCAAAAGGAAGAGGGGGCAGAGGAGGAGGAGGGGCGCAGGACUCCCAACGGGUCGCCUCGGUUCCUCCUGGACGCCCCGCGAUGCGCUCAGCGGCCGCACGGGGGUGAGCGCAGCGCAGGUUGGCGCGCGCACAUGGAGGACGCGCAUUGCGCUUGGCUCGCGUUACCGGGGCUGCCCCAGGGCUGGGCUUUCUUUGCGGUCCUCGACGGCCACGGCGGGGCGCGAGCAGCCCUCUUCGGCGCACGCCACCUGCCCGGCCAGGUGCUCGAGGCGUUGGGCCCUGCACCUGGCGAGCCAGAGGGCGUGUGCGGGGUGCUUCGCCUGGCUUUCUGGGGCGCAGACGCACGCCUGCGUUCGCUCUGGCCCCACGGCGAACCCGGCGGCUCUACCGCGGUGGUGUUACUCGUCUCCCCGCGCUUUCUGUACCUGGCACACUGCGGUGACUCGCGCGCGGUGCGGAGCCGCGCUGGAGCUGUGGCCUUCAGCACCGAGGGCCAUCGACCCCUCCGGCUCCGGGAACGCGAGCGUAUCCAUGACGCGGGCGGCACCGUCUGCCGCCGGCGCCUCGAGGGCUCUCUGGCAGUGUCGCGAGCACUGGGCGACUUUGCCUACAAAGAGGCCCCAGGAAGGCCCCCCGAGCUGCGCCCUGUUUCCGCGGAGCCUGAGGUGACCGCCCUGGCACGGCGGGCCGAGGACGACCUCAUGCUCCUGGCCUCCGACGGCGUGUGGGACGCGAUGUCUGGCGCUGCCCUGGUGGGACUGGUGGCACCACGCCUCCGCUUGGGCCUGGCCCCAGAGCUUCUCUGCGCGCAGCUGUUGGACACGUGCCUGUGCAAGGGCAGCCUGGGCCACAUGACCUGCAUCCUGGUCCGCUUUCCCGGGGCCCCAGGCCUUGUGAGGAGGAAGGCGCUAGAGCCGGAUGCAGCCCUGAGCCGCAGGCUCAGCGGGAAGGAGCUGUGUUCCUCUGCCCAGGAGCCCCGCAGCCUGAACAAGGUGUUCAGGACUCUGGUCUCUGAGGACAUCCUGGAUUUACCUCCUGGGGGAGGGCUCUACUGCAAGGCCGCUGUCAUCGGUGAAGCGUAUUCUCAGCUCUUCCAGGCCUCAGGGCAGCGCUGGGAGGCAGGGUCUGAGCUCGAGGUAGCAGAGACUUGCAGCUCCAGCCUCACGUCCCGUGAGCUUAACUUCCUCGGUGGAAAGGAGGCACCAGUUUCCCAGGAGUUGCAGCAAUGGUUCCAGAGCUGGUUUUCAUCGGCCGCCCUGGGUCACAUGCCUGCCAGUCACUGUGUCUCUAAUGGGCCAGGCUGUGGUCACAAGCCCACCCCUGGUGCUUAGGGUUGGGGCGUCCAGUGCAUCCAAACCUGAUGGAUUGAGAGAUGGGGGGAUGCUGGUCCCCCCAAAGGGAAAUAGGAGUGGUGUUUCCAGAAUAUAGGGGGGUAGAUACUGAGAGACUGGAUGGGGUGUCUAUUCACCAUCUCUUAUAUUUUGUUACAGAAAGGGGCUGGGAGGGUCACUGGCACCCAUUCAAGCUCUGCCUUGGACUUCAGGCCUGACAGCUGUCGUCCUUUGGGGUCCCUCUGUUGUCCUUUGGUGCCCGAAGGGAACUUAGAAACCUCCCCUUCCUCAGCUACAAAGAACAGCGGAAGGAAGACGAGCUGAUGGAGGAACCCCAGAAUGUUUAUUUCCCCUUCUCCUACUUCCCUCUCACAAAAAAGUCUUAUGAGAGGGGAAAUUCCACUCACCGUCUAACUGGAAAAAACACACCCCAAAACCAAAUGUUUGGAGGUGAAUGGAUCCUGAAAGAUCACCCGGUUCAAUAACCUUCUCUCCCCUUUCCAUUUCUCAUCUGUUAUGGAGGAGCUAGGGGAGAUUUUGUUAUUAUUAAAUUAAAAUUACAUAAUUCAAGAUACAUUUUUUUCUUACAGAAAAGAACACACACACACCCCAAACAUCAUUUGCCCAGUCAUUUGGCAAACAUAUUGGGCACCUGCUCACAGCCAUCAACCAGGGGCCUCACUGAGAUUCCUGUCUAUUCUAGGGCCCACCUCCUGGUGUGUGUGGGGGAAACAGCAAGCAAGGGACCCGAUAAAUAAGGUCAUCUCAGACACUGACAAGCGUCCCAAGGAAAA